CCGACUCAGAACCGUCGCGGAGCAGAGCGGAGCUUAAGCGGGGUUGCGUCGGAGCCGCAGCCGGAGCUGGUGGGCGCCAUGCUGUCUCCGGAGGCCGAGCGGGUGCUGCGGUACCUGGUCGAGGUGGAGGAGCUCGCCGAGGAGGUGCUGGCGGACAAGCGGCAGAUUGUGGACCUGGACACCAAAAGGAAUCAGAACCGGGAGGGCCUAAGGGCCCUGCAGAGGGAUGUUAGCCUCUCUGAAGAUGUGAUGGUUUGCUUCGGGAACAUGUUUAUCAAGAUGUCUCACUCUCAGACGAAGGAAAUGAUUGAGAAAGAUCAGGACCACCUGGAUAAAGAAAUUGAAAAACUCCAGAAACAACUUAAAGUGAAGGUCGACCGCCUCUUUGAGGCCCAAGGCAAACCGGAGCUGAAAGGUUUUAACCUGAAUCCCCUCAACCAGGAUGAGCUUAAAGCUCUCAAGGUCAUCUUGAAAGGAUGAGACUCAAAAAGCAAGAUGGGGGACCUACGACCAGCAUCCCUCCUGGGGUCAUGGGGACCCAGGACCCUCUAACCUUGAAAGCUGCAAGGACAGAAUCUGCCCUGUAAGGGGACAAGCAUCAGGAAUCUGGCCAUGGCUCCUGUACAAAGCCUCUAUCUGUAGCACUUGGCUGCUCUGUGAUGGCAGAAAGGAACCUUCAGCCUGUCCACGUCUUCUGGGCCUGACCACUAGGGCUGGAUGGACACAAGACCUAUUGAGAGUUCCUGGCAGCCACCAGUGGGUGUGUGGGGGUGUGAGAAUGACUGCAACAGGCACUUCUCAACAAUGGCCUGCUGUCCCAACGGGCCUGGGCAGGGAGAAGGCAGAGGGUGGGGUGGGACCUUCAUUCCAGCAUUCCUCUCAAGAAAGGGGGAGACAUCCUCAGGCAGUGUGUGUAGCAGAAUUGGAAUAAAGUGGGAGGCUCAUGGUGGUUUCUGAAUUAAAGACAGCAUCUUGGUGCUUUAUGGCUCACUGCAGCCAUCGGUGAAGAAGACACACACUUACCCCCCCACCCCCACCCCUCCCCUGCCUCCAUUUUUGCCCUUUUUUCCUGCUUGCUUCCAGGAGUGGCUGCUGCUUAUCAGUCUCCUGUGACUGCUCUAGUCAGGAGGGCCCUGCCUGCCCUGGGGAUGGGAGAGUGGGGCUGCCUCUUUUUGUGCUGCACAUGGCUCCUCCACCACCUCGGAAAGCAGGGCCUGAGCCGUUUGCCUUCAAUGAUCUGAGAUCCUAGUGUGAAUGUGCUGCAAGGGCAAACCGCCUUUUGUGUUUAUUGAGGGCUCAAUAAAAGUUAGCUAAAUGGAUGAA
Molecule: messenger RNA, 1323 nt
Organism: Galeopterus variegatus (Sunda flying lemur)
Lineage: Eukaryota; Metazoa; Chordata; Mammalia; Dermoptera; Cynocephalidae
Gene: PDRG1
Product: p53 and DNA-damage regulated 1
Exons: 5
Coding region: 79-480 (133 amino acids)
Source: RefSeq, a predicted model, not a curated record